AUUAGUAUUAGUACUACCAGUAUUCCUUCUAGUACAACUAAACUAAAGGACUUCCUGCAGAGAAGUACGAAGUAUUUGUAUUACUUUAGUACCGCUGGUACUAGUAGUACACACGGUUUGUGAUCCCCCGCGUUUGGAAGUCCUUCAGAAAAACGCAGUCACAACAGCACAGCGGCAACCGUGAAUAACACAGCAACAACAGUGUGCUCGACAGCAACAGCAACAGCAACAGCAACAGCAACAGAACGACCUUUCCGCCCGUACCGUGGCAUGGUUUGUCCGACAAGCGCCGCAGCAUAGCAUGUCGAUCCCGGUACGGAUCCUGACCUGGAACACUCUGGAAAGCGGGGGCGGCGGGGCCUUCGAGGACGGGUGGGGCUGCCCGCUGGAGAUCCGUCGGCGCGACGCGCUGGCACAGGUGCUGGCGAGGGACGGCGGGAACGACCCCGGCAGCGGGGACCCGCAAUCGCCGUUCUUGGCGGGGGCCGAGGCGAUGCUGACCGGCGAACGGCACGAGCGUCUCCGGGCCGCGGUGCUGGCCGACGUCUUCGAAUGCACCGAAACCAAGGCCCCCGUGGACUUUAUGGCCUUCCAGGAAGUCACGCUGGACGACCCCUGGGACGGGGAUCCCGCCUUCUUCUCCGGGCCCGGAAACGGAGGCAACGGCACGACGAGGGACGAGGAGAGCCUCUUCGGGCCCCUGUACGAUCGCGUGCCCUGCCCCUCGGCAAGACCGGGCGAGAAGAACGGCCGGAGGAUCUACGCCCGCAAGGACUCCGGCUGGGAGCACAGGGUGUCUCUGCCGCUGGGUUCGGGCGCCCUGGUGGGGGGCUGCCUCGCCGAGUUUGGACGGGGCGGCGAAUCCGCCGGCCCGGGGAUCUCCCCCCGCCUGUACCUCGUGAACCUCCACGGAAAAUCGAGAGACAUGCGCGAUCCGGAGCUCCGCCGGAGGGGCGUCCUCGAUCUCUGGGGGGAGCUCGCCUCGCUCCUCGGAGGAGGCGAAGGCGACGGCGAAAGCGAUCGCAGCGGCAACUGGCCACGGCAAACCGUCCUGUGCGGGGACUGGAACACCCAGCUGACGGACCUGGUCGGCGAUUUUCGGGACGCCGCCGCCAGCUACGAAGGCAGCUCCGGCACGGUUCUUUGGGAACCGGUGGUGGGCCUCCUCGACAACUCGACCCGCACCGACACCUUUCCCUAUUUUUCGACGAACCACGAGGACGGCUUCCUGGCCCAGUACGAUGGGUGCCUGUUCGUUCGCGAUCCGGACGGAAGCAAAGGCGGACCGAGCACCGGCACCAACGCACCGGUGCAAGGUUUGGAACUCCUUGGAACCACCUGGAACCCCGAGGGCUUUAUGCCCAAGGGCCGCCACGGGAGCCUGGGCGGCGGCGUGCUUUGGUACCAACACGCCGGGAACCACACGGAGGCCGGGAGCAGCGGGCCGGAGCAAGAAGAGGGGGUCUGCCUCGACGGGAAGGUUCUGCCGGGGUCCCUGCCGUCCGAGGGCCUGAGCGACCACCUCCGGAUCUAUACCGACCUCCUGGUGGGCAGCAACGCCGGAAGGCCCGCAGCCGGAGACUACCGGGGCGGGGGCAGCGACGAAGGGCACCAGAGACGCCCACCCCGCCGUUACGACGCCGGAAGGGCUCGUUCCGGCGGUCGGAACGAGAGCCACCAAAGCCACGGGCCCGGAAAGGGCCUGCGGGGGUGAGAAACGAUGCAAUACCAAACGAAACGAAACGAAACCGAGACCACCGACCGGUGUCGCCCGGCGGAUUGGCACGCCGCCACCAGGAACAAAAGGCCCCUGGGCAUCCGCGUUGCCC
Messenger RNA from Pseudo-nitzschia multistriata, 1829 nucleotides. Lineage: Eukaryota; Bacillariophyta; Bacillariophyceae; Bacillariales; Bacillariaceae. The record is from the annotation of a GenBank genome assembly.